GCCGGCUAGUUGGGGGCAGGACGCAAGGGGAGAAGCCUACAGGGUUAGGGUUUCGGGUAGUGGAGUCGCGUUCCUAAAUGUAGCAGAGGGUCCAUAAGCUAGAAGUGAAAGUUGGAGUCUGAAAGUUAGUUCUGGAGCAGAAGCGAGGGCACGCUAGACCAGGCCUUUACGCCCCAGCUCUUGUACACCCCGCUUUCCCGCGCGGAAUCUCAGAGGGGCGGGCGGGGUCGCGUGAGUGACGUCAUCUGGAGGCGCAGCGCGAGGCCUUAGACGCUGCGACCUCCGGCGGCGUGAGUGGCUGUUCUGCUAUGCUGCAGUUAGUCCGGGCCGGGGUGCGGUCCUGGCUUUGGCCCACGGGCUGCCGGCUGAGGGCGGCGAACUCUCUGGCGGAUGAGGCACCGCGAGCGGCGGAGAAACCAGAGGCGGUGACGAGCACGGCUCUUCAGGCACCUGUCCUGCGCAAGUGCGAGCUCCCGGUAUCCGCUCACCUGCGCCCGGUACAGGCCUGGGUCGAGUCCUUGAAAGGCUACGAGCAGGAGCGAGUGGGCCUGGCUGAGCUGCAUCCCGACGUUUUCGCCACCGCGCCCAGGCUAGACAUCCUACACCAGGUUGCCAUCUGGCAGAAGAACUUCAAGAGAAUUAGCUAUGCCAAGACCAAGACUCGGGCUGAGGUGCGGGGCGGCGGCCGGAAGCCAUGGCCACAGAAAGGCACUGGGCGGGCCCGGCAUGGCAGCAUCCGCUCCCCAAUCUGGCGAGGAGGAGGCGUUGCCCACGGCCCCCGGGGCCCCAUGAGUUACUACUACAUGCUGCCCAUGAAGGUGCGGGCACGGGCCCUCAAGGUAGCACUGACUGUGAAGCUGGCCCAGGAUGACCUGCACAUUGUGGACUCCCUGGAGCUACCGACUGCAGACCCCCAGUACCUGAUGCAGCUGGCCCACUACCGCUGCUGGGGGGACACCGUGCUCCUCGUGGACUUAGCACAUGAGGCGAUGCCGCAGAACAUUGUGGAGGCUACCUCUAGGCUCAAGACCUUCAACCUGGUCCCUGCUGUUGGCCUGAACGUGCAUAGCAUGCUCAAGCACCAGACCCUGGUCCUGACAUUGCCCACCAUCACCUUUCUGGAGGACAAGCUGCUCUGGCAGGACUCCCGCUACACGCCCCUCUACCCCUUCCGCCUGCCCUACCGAGACUUCGCCUGAUAGUUGCCCUCUGCCCAGCACUGCUGUCAAUGCUACGCACCUGCUCUGAGCCAGGCCCAGCCACUGGAAAACUUGGAGGCUUCACACCCAUCUUGUGAGGGAGGUGCUGCCUGGACCCCCUCAUCACAGGAAGCUGAGGCCACCCAGUGGUUGAGCAGACGUCACUACCAGGAUGGGACGCCUUUGCAGAGAUCCCAGAAGGGCUCCUGCCUUCAUUCUCUCUCUUUUUAAAAUAAAUUUUGUUUUUUAAUCAAAGAGUGUGAAUAGAGGAAC
This is a messenger RNA of Nycticebus coucang (slow loris), 1472 nucleotides long. It is a transcript of the gene MRPL4, whose product is annotated as mitochondrial ribosomal protein L4. Lineage: Eukaryota; Metazoa; Chordata; Mammalia; Primates; Lorisidae. Gene Ontology annotation, molecular function: structural constituent of ribosome. The record is from RefSeq and is a predicted model, not a curated record. Bases 309 to 1199 code for a protein of 296 amino acids. Gene Ontology annotation, biological process: translation. Gene Ontology annotation, cellular component: ribosome. The transcript has 9 exons.